AAAACUUAAAGAUUUUCCAAGAUGGCGCCAUGGCGCAUUUCCUUAUCCCCGUCAAUUUGUUGUUACCGGUGAUGUACGCGUAGAUCAACGGCACAGAAUACAAUCGAGCAGCAGUGGAGCAGUGUGACGCUCGACGAUGGGCUUGCAGGACGCCGUGUACUCUACGGUCACUACGCCGUUCAAUAUCAUUUACAGGACGAGUACGGGGGCCGCCUCGUACGCCUGGAAUGCGGCCACGUCGGCGACGAAUCACUUGGGAAUAAAACCGAAGAAAGUCGAAAUAAAAAUGGCACCGCCGGUACCUUUAUGGAAAUUAGCCGCUGCCAGCGGUCCGUACGUGAGACUUGCGGCUCUCAGCGGUGCGGCAGCUGUGAUUCUCGGCGCCAUCGGAUCCCACCGACAUUAUUCUAAGGAUGAAAUAGGACAAGAGCAGCGUCGUAUCUUCGAAACAGCGAAUCGAUACCAUUUUAUACACACUUUGGCCUUACUUGGAUUACCAUUGUGCAAAUUUCCAGCCUUAGCUGCGACUUUUAUGCUUUCUGGAAUUGUAUUGUUUUGCGGUAGCUGUUAUUACACUGCAUUAACUAAUAACAGACGAUUCAGCGCGACAACGCCGAUCGGAGGAUUUUGCUUUAUAUUAGGAUGGUGCUGUAUGUUCUUGUAAACAUUGCUGCAAAAAUUGGCGUUUUUCAUAUAGGGAAGCAAAUAAAGCCUUCGGCACAUGAUAUGAUUUUUCAUACUAGCACGCAUACGAGGCGUGUUACGAUUGGUAAUAUAAUCAUCCGAGCCAAUCAGGAUACGUAAUAAGACAUCUCGUAUGCGAUCUAGCAUGAAAAAUCGUGUGCUAAAGGUUUAAUUAAGUGAUAAACCCAGUAAUACAAUGCAUGAUGUAAAAAAAAAAAGAGAAGCAAUAUUUAAUAACAUAAGAGUGGAUGGUUAAAGAUUUAUAUAAAAGAAAAAGGUAAAACUAAGAUAUUUACAGUAAGAUUUAAAAGUAUACAAAUAAAAUAAUUUUUAUAAUAUCAAUAUCAAUUGAUGUAUUCGACAAUUAUUGGUCGAUUUUAUUUCCAGAAGAUAAUAGAGGUAAAAGUAAAUAAAAAAUAUAAUUUUGCG
This is a messenger RNA of Monomorium pharaonis (pharaoh ant), 1113 nucleotides long. RefSeq names its product transmembrane protein 256. The record is from RefSeq and is a predicted model, not a curated record. Lineage: Eukaryota; Metazoa; Arthropoda; Insecta; Hymenoptera; Formicidae. The transcript is spliced from 5 exons. The coding region runs from base 137 to 664 and encodes 175 amino acids.